AUGCAGCUAUUCUCAGCCCUUCUGCCCACUGUGGGCUUGUUAGCGCAGGUAUCUUCCGCUGCAUACACCCUACGCGAUGACUAUGGUACCACCGACUCGUUUUUUGACAAGUUCAACUUCUACACGGACACUGACCCCACUAAUGGUUUUGUGAGCUAUGUCGACCGGAACACCGCAUCGGGCAAUGGUCUCCUCGACACGAGCAACGGCAUCUACAUCGGCGUUGACCACUCCAACACCGCCAGUACGCCUGGCCGCCAGAGCGUCCGCCUGGAAAGUACCACUACCUACAAACAUGGUCUUGUUAUUCUCGAUCUGGCACAUAUGCCUAGCAGCACAUGUGGCACCUGGCCCGCCUUCUGGAUGCUCGGUUCUAACUGGCCCAAUAACGGCGAAAUCGACAUAAUCGAAGGCGUAAAUGAGCAAACCCAAAAUCAAAUGGCCCUGCACACCAGCGACGGCUGCACUAUCAACAACGGCGGCUUCACAGGAACCCUCGACACAGCGAACUGUUACGUCCAAGCCAGCGGCCAAUCCUCAAAUAGUGGCUGCUCAAUCCAAAGCGACAGCACCCAGUCCUACGGCACAGGCUUCAACAACGUUGGAGGCGGCGUCUACGCCACCGAAUGGACCGGCUCCGCCAUAUCAGUCUGGUUCUUCCCCUCCAACGCCGUGCCGGCUGAUAUUUCAUCGGGAACUCCAAACCCGGCGGGCUGGGGCACGCCCACAGCACUCUUUUCCGGUGGCUGCGACAUCGACUCGCAUUUCAACGAUCUGCAGAUCGUGUUCGAUAUUACCUUCUGUGGAGACUGGGCGGGCUCGGUUUGGGGUUCGUCGAGUUGUGCCAGUUAUGCCGCAUCGUGUGUCGACUUCGUACAGAAUAAUCCCACGGCUUUCCAGGAGACAUACUGGAGUGUGCGGUCGCUUAAGGUAUAUCAGGACUUGACUAGCUCCACGAGUGGUGCUGAGGGUGACGAUGAGGAGGUGGAUGCUGAUUGGAAUUCUACGGCGUCGUACGAGCGCUCUGUGCCUAGGAGUUCUAUGAGGCAUCGCCGGCAGCCCAAUCAUCAUAGGCAUGGCCAUGCUUAG
This is a messenger RNA of Penicillium roqueforti, 1089 nucleotides long. RefSeq names its product glycoside hydrolase family 16 protein. Gene Ontology annotation, molecular function: hydrolase activity, hydrolyzing O-glycosyl compounds. The coding region runs from base 1 to 1089 and encodes 362 amino acids. Gene Ontology annotation, biological process: glucan catabolic process. The transcript has 3 exons. NCBI's taxonomy places the organism in Eukaryota, Fungi, Ascomycota, Eurotiomycetes, Eurotiales, Aspergillaceae. The record is from RefSeq and is a predicted model, not a curated record.